AUGGCCUCAGGAGGAUCAGGAUUCGCAUCAAGAACAACCCCGCUCUCAGCACUCGCACAGCCAUCGUCCUCAUCAACUUCCAAAUCAGAACCAACUACAACAACGGCAUCGUCGUCAUCAUCAACUGCCCCUUCGCUCGCUCAACUGGCCGCAAGCAGUAAUGCACCCCCUCGGAGGUCCCUUGCCAAUCUUGCUACCUCUUCUUCAUCCUCCCCAAGAGCAUCUCUUUCGUCACUAGCAACAGCAGGAGCAGGAGCAGGAGCAGGAGCGGGAGCGAGGACAGGGGGCUCGCCGUCGUUGUCACAGUUGGCUGCCAGUUCUGGUGAGGGUGUUGGUACUACUGGGACAGGUGUUCCUCGGAGGUCGCUUGCCUCCCUUGCCCAGCAGACUACUACCACGACCGCGUCUCGCACAGCUGCUUCUGCAACACCAGGAAGAGGAUCGUCACUUUCACAACUUGCGAGUGGCAACGCACCACCUCGGCGGUCCCUCGUCGGACUUGCAUCUUCUUCCUCGGCAGCAGUAGCGGCCAAGACCAACAAUGCCGCGACCGAACCAUCAGCGAUACUUUCACAAGCCCAACUGGGAUCACAGCCAUCGGGAUCUCCUACUACUACGACGACUACUGGUUCAAGUCUGGGACGUCCAGGAACUGCGGGGUUGACGUUACGUUCUGGUGGAGGGCUUGCGGGGCUUUCGAGAGCUGGCGCUGGUGGUUCAGGCGUGGGGCUACGGAAAGAUGCGGUGAAUAGCUCUACCGCGUCAUCUCCUUCGCUCGCUGAUUUGGCUGCUGGAGGAGGACAGCUGGGUACGAGUUCACUUUCAGGAUUGGCAGGAACCAAGGCUUCGAGCACGCCGGGCGGAAUAAAGUCAUCUGCCGGUAGUGGGUCGAGGAUGGUUGGUUUCGAUGGUUCGACAAAUACCAGGAUACCACUGAGAUCUUCCGCAUCUGAACAGGAAGAACACAAUGCGGCGGCGACAACUACAACCUCUCCCCAAAAGACGACCUUGUUAUCGGCGGAGGAAGCGUCGGAUCCAAGACUGAUGAACGUAGAGAUGGUCGUAGAGUUGGUCGACUACCCUUAUGACGCCUCUGUGUUUUCAGGGUCGGACCCGAUGGCGGCAUUCUCGUCGCUGAUUGCACCUCCUUCGCAUUUUGCCAUAUCGAUCUUUGAGAAGCUGGAUCCUGCACCUUCGCCGGUGGCAAGGGCGAGGGCUAGGGAAUUGCAGGAUGAUCCUGCGAUUCGGUAUGGUGGGUAUUCUGUUGGUGGAGGUGGAGGAGGAGGAGGAGGUGUAGGGGUGUUUGCGUUUGAUGUGCCGAGUCCGGAUGAUGCUGUGUUCAAGGCUCAAGGACAUCGACCUGCUGCCACACGGACAUAG
Linnemannia hyalina is the source of this 1380-nucleotide messenger RNA. NCBI's taxonomy places the organism in Eukaryota, Fungi, Mortierellomycota, Mortierellomycetes, Mortierellales, Mortierellaceae. The record is from the annotation of a GenBank genome assembly.